GGGAGCGCAAAGCACGCCGGGACCGGUUGGAUUGGUUUUGAAGGCGUGAUCGGCGGGAACUCUCACACCUGCGUGGACAAGAGAACUGAGCGAGGCUGGGUAGGUCUCGGUGGACAACUUCCUAGGAAGGCUCUUGGGAAUCUGAGGAGAUGGAGCCGGCAAAUACUUUACGUCGAGACCGCGAUAAAGGAGGUGUUUUAGCUCACUUGGAAAGACUAGAGACCCGAGUAAACAGAUCCCAUAAACAAUCGGAAGAGCUACAAAGAGCGCAGGCAGCAGAAAAUGCUCUUGGAACCAAGAUUCAUAAACUGAGAUAUCUGCGAGAUAAGCUGAGGGCUGAAGUGAAGCACCGGCAAGUGAGUAGAAAGGUUAAAGCAUCUAUUGCCAAUGUAGAACCCGACCAAAUAGUAGACACUAGUGGGAAAGAAGUUUUGGAAAGGAAACUGGAAAAUGUGAAAGCUACUCUGCAGGCAUAUCGUUUUACAGGGAUCAGUGCUAAACUGACCAGCCGAGGAGUCUGUGUCUGCAUCAAUACUGCCUUUGAGGGGAACCUACUGGAGUCCUAUUUUGUGGACCUUGUCAUACAGAAACCACUCUGGAUACAUCAACAUUCAGUCCCAAUCUUCAUUCCUCUAGAAGAGAUAGCUGCAAAAUACUUACAGACUGAUAUUCAGCACUUCCUGUUCAGUCUCUGCGAGUAUCUAAAUGCUUACUCUGGGAGGAAGUACCAGGCAGAUCGACUUCAGAGUGACUUUGCAGCCUUUCUGACUGGGCCCUUACAGAGAAACUCACUGUGCAACUUGCUGUCAUUUACUUACAAACUGGAUCCCAGGGAUCAGUCUUCCCCAUUUUGUGCCAGGUUGCUGUAUAAAGACCUCACAACAACUCUUCCAGCUGACGUCACUGUGACAUAUCAAGGCACAGAAGCAUUGUCCACUUCAAUGGAAGAACAACGAGCAUCCCAUGAAACUCUCUUCUGUACAAAGCCCCUCCAUCAAGUGUUUGCUUCAUUUGCAAGAAAAGGAGAAGAAUUGGAUACGAGCCUUGCCUCCUAAAAUAUUUU
This is a messenger RNA of Carlito syrichta (Philippine tarsier), 1063 nucleotides long. RefSeq names its product centromere protein O (gene CENPO). Bases 150 to 1055 code for a protein of 301 amino acids. NCBI's taxonomy places the organism in Eukaryota, Metazoa, Chordata, Mammalia, Primates, Tarsiidae. The transcript is spliced from 7 exons. Gene Ontology annotation, cellular component: kinetochore; Mis6-Sim4 complex. The record is from RefSeq and is a predicted model, not a curated record.